Messenger RNA from Daphnia magna, 2201 nucleotides. RefSeq names its product zinc metalloproteinase nas-14. The transcript is spliced from 9 exons. Gene Ontology annotation, molecular function: metalloendopeptidase activity; zinc ion binding. The record is from RefSeq and is a predicted model, not a curated record. NCBI's taxonomy places the organism in Eukaryota, Metazoa, Arthropoda, Branchiopoda, Diplostraca, Daphniidae. Bases 963 to 2201 code for a protein of 412 amino acids. Gene Ontology annotation, biological process: proteolysis.
AUAUUUGACAGCAUCGAAAACAUUGCAGUGUAUAGAGUAUACGAUUAAAGUGUUUUACAGUCUGGGCCUGUCAACACAUAAUCGCCAACAGUAUCAUAACUGACAGUUGUAACAGUCCACGAUCCGGACAGGACAAGGACUUUCUGCGGGAGAUAAGAUAAAACUGCACUUGCUAAUCUAGUAUAACUAAACUCUGAUAAUGUAUAACGCUGUUUGAGGGAUGUAACAAAAUGGGGAUAUUUGCCUAGUGAUGGAUAAACUUAAAAUAUCGUUCACUAUUUGUGAACUGUCGGAUGAUCCGAGUUGCUCAACAACUAAAUGCGUAUCAUUGUUGUCCCUAAUAUCACGAAUGUUUGUUUGUUUAAAUGUUUUGGUUGUCUCGUAAUUGUAAUGUAUUUAGAUUUAUUUACAGCUAUGACUCUACGUUACUAGUAGAGGGGGGGGGCUUGAAUGCGUUUGCUUUCCUUACCUUUUUGCUUCGCCAGUUCCGAGAAGCUGAAAAUUUUUUAGGUAGGGAGUUAAUUAGCGCGUGGAAAUUGUGAGGGAAGGGUGAUCAAAAAUCCAUGAUGGCCGCUUUCUUUUUAUUUCUUUUCCACAUUUUCUCACCAUUCAGCCUCUACCUCUAAGCGUUACAAUUGAGACUCAAGAACGCACUUGUGUUCGACUUCUGCAUUUCUGUGUCUCGUGUCUCCCACGAGUAAAAUCCUGACUGUUGUGCUUAAUUAUUUAUUGUUUUGUCUAUUGACCUGUAAAGGAUUCUUUCUCAUUGUGCAGACCAAUUACAUUUGCAUUUAAGUGUUGUGAUAUGUUUGGUUGGAAUUGACAAACGUGAUGGAGAAUCUCCCAAGAUUGUAUGAACAUGUUACAAGAAGAAGAACUGACGCUUGUCAAAAGGAACUCUUCGCCAAAGGGUUUUCAUUCCAGCACCGUCUAUUCAUCUCGUCACAACUGGCCAGAUUCGAAUGGCAGUUAAGAUGGAGCAAGAGCAACAGAGGAGGACGAGUAGCCGUCCUAUCGGACGCAAGGCUUUUUCUCUUGGCCCUCAAUCAGUACUGAAAAUGCUGCUCAACAAUCCUUUCGUUCUUCUCUGCUCGGUAUUCACCUUAGGAUCAGCUGAUGGCAGAAUUAUUGCUCUAACAGAAGAGAAUCCGGAAUUUAAUCUGGAUCUCCUCCAAGGAGCCGUUAUGGAUGUUAAUCCAGAGGAAAUGAACAAGCAGCUGAAGAAUGCCACAGUUGAUUCCAGUCGACUAUGGCCUGAUGGCAUCCUGCAUUACAGUGUUGGUGACGGAUUCAGCGGUCAAGAACUUGAAGCCCUUUACGAAGUGUUUGCGAUGUACGAAGACAAGAGUUGUGUCACGUUCGUAAAACGCACAACCGAGGAUUUCUACGUUUCUAUCCAGAAAACCGGUGGCGGGUGUUACAGCUACACAGGCAGGCAGCAUUCGCAGCCUCAGGUCGUCUCUCUCGAUGCAAAAUGCUUCGAUUGCACCGACACGGGAUGCAAAACUGGUGUGCUUAUCCAUAAAUUUAUGCACGCACUCGGGAUCACUCACGAGAAGAACGAAACUCUUCGUAAUGAUCAUAUUAGCGUGAAUCACACCGACAUCCAACCUGAAUCCGUGGCGCAAAACGAAACGCACGCAUUCGCGCAUCAUCCCGACAUCCCGACUACGAACGCAACUGAUGCAGUCACCGAUGGCCAUGGAGACGGUUUUAGUAACCUGCAUUUGAUGAAGCUGAAUUUAUUGUAUGGAUGUCCUGAAGCGAUGGUAAAGAGUUUUCCUGUGGUGAGCCUGGAUGCUCUACCAGCUCUUGCCGUACUCAGUUUAGGUGGGCAAGGAAUAGAUACUCAACGGAAAGGACAAAAACAAAGAUACAGCGGAAUACUGACGGCAGAAGAUGGAAACAACCCAAACCGAAAAGAUGAAGGGAAAGACGCGGAAAAAGAGAAAAACGAAAAGAAAGAAAAAGAAGAGCAGCAAAAAGAAGCGGAUAGAAAGAAAAAGGAAGAAAGCGAAAAAGAACAGAAACGGAAAGAGGCGGAAAAAAAGGAAAAGGAAGAACAAAACAAACAAGAGAAACGAAAAGAGGCGGAAAGAAAGAGAAAGGAAGAAAGAGAAAAAAAAGCGAAACGAAAAGAGGCGGGAAGAAAAAAAAAGGAAGAAACAGAAAAAGAAAAGAAGCGGAAAGAGGCACCUUAA